Zea mays is the source of this 1233-nucleotide messenger RNA. RefSeq names its product nuclear transcription factor Y subunit B-11. Gene Ontology annotation, cellular component: nucleus; CCAAT-binding factor complex. The transcript has a single exon. Lineage: Eukaryota; Viridiplantae; Streptophyta; Magnoliopsida; Poales; Poaceae. Gene Ontology annotation, biological process: regulation of transcription by RNA polymerase II. Gene Ontology annotation, molecular function: DNA-binding transcription activator activity, RNA polymerase II-specific; RNA polymerase II cis-regulatory region sequence-specific DNA binding; protein heterodimerization activity. The record is from RefSeq and is a predicted model, not a curated record. Bases 178 to 957 code for a protein of 259 amino acids.
CUAUGCGUCGGCAUCACUACCGUCCUCCCACUGGCAUCUCCCGUCUACUAUUUUGGGACGAACAGAACAGAGACACUAGCUAACUAGCUUAUUAGCUUGCUCCCCUCCUUCCUUUCAAGCUUUAAAAGGAGACCAUCUCUUGCACCACCUCUUCAUCCAUCCGGCCAAGCAAGGGGCAUGAAGAACAGGAAGGGCUACGGGCACCAGGGCCACCUGCUGAGCCCCGUGGGCAGCCCGCUGUCGGACAACGAGUCCGGCGCCGCGGCAGCGGCCGGCGGCGGCGGGUGCGGGAGCAGCGUGGGGUACUGCGGCGGCGGCGGCGGUGAGUCGCCGGCCAAGGAGCAAGACCGGUUCCUGCCGAUCGCCAACGUGUCGCGCAUCAUGAAGCGCUCCCUGCCGGCGAACGCCAAGAUCUCCAAGGAGGCCAAGGAGACGGUGCAGGAGUGCGUGUCCGAGUUCAUCAGCUUCGUCACGGGGGAGGCCUCCGACAAGUGCCAGCGCGAGAAGCGCAAGACCAUCAACGGCGACGACCUGCUCUGGGCCAUGACCACGCUCGGCUUCGAGGCCUACGUCGCCCCGCUCAAGUCCUACCUCAACCGCUACCGCGAGGCCGAGGGCGAGAAGGCCGCCGUGCUCGGCGGCGGCGCGCGCCACGGCGAAGGCGGCGGCGCGGCGGACGACGCCGGCCCACUCGCCGCGGGCGGCGGGGCCGGGGACGGUGUCGACCGCGCGGGCCACGACGACGACGCGCACGUCGGGCUCAUGAUGGGAGCCAGCAGCGUCGGGUUCGGCUCUGGCGGCGGGGCGGCGCCGUCGUACUACGCGGCGGCAUCACGGAAGGCGUACGGCGCGGGGGAAGGGUCCAAGGUGAUGGAGUUCGAAGGCGAGGAGGAGAACGGCGGCGUGCAGAGGGGGAGGGGAUUUGCCAGCCACCUCCACGGCGCCGUGCAAUGGUGAACCAGGUGAAGGGCGGCGUAGCUAUAACUAGGUGCGACGAGAAACGAUAUUUGCAUGGUGCUGGUCUGCUGGUGACUAAAUUUGCGUGCGUACGUUACGUACUAGUAAUUGAUUGCAGUUUCUGCUCUCCGUCAAACGUUUUAAUGAGAUUUAUUUGAAUUUAAACUCAAAUGUUUCUAUUGACCCUGGAAGAAUUUCGGGUAGUUGUGCAUCGUUAUUGACCUCUUGUUCAACGAGGUAAACUGAUUUGAUGAAGAGUGAAAUAUGAAGUACGUA